AUGGCGGAACUUAAGACUCAAGAGUUCGAAGCAGAUGGAGUCGACACCAUAGUUACAGCAGACGACCGACCUUCACCGCGCAGCAAGCCUGCUUAUGGCACGUUUCUGCGAGGGAUGUGGCCGUUCAGUCACAGCGCCAAGUAUCACUCCCACAAUAGUCACACUCCCAACGGUGCUGCUGCUGCUGCUGCUGCUGCUGCUGCUGCUGCUGCUGCUGCUGCUGCUGCUGCUGCUGCUGUUGCUGCCGCUGCUGUCGCUGCUGCACCUGCUGCUGCUCCCCUUGUUGCUGCUCCUCCUCCUGUUGAUCCUCCUGCUGCCGUUCCACUUGCUGCUGCUCCUCCUCCUGCUGCUGUUCCCGCUGCUGCUGUUCCUCCUCCUCCUGCCGCUGUUCCCGCUGCUGCUGUUCCUCCUCCUGCUGCUGCUGUUCCUCUCGCUGAGGCCAAGGCUGUGGAGAAUGGCAUGCAGGAACUGACCAUGAAUGAAGUGCCAGCACACAGCAGCACGGAGGCUCCACACAACAGUGAUGGCUUAGAUGACGUUGCACACCCCUCACACGAGCCUUCCACGUCUCUUGAUGCCCCAGCACACCCCUCACACGAGCCUUCCACGUCUCUUGAUGCCCCAGCACACCCCUCACACGAGCCUUCCACGUCUCUGGACGCAUGUCUGCACCUGCUGAUGAGCAUAGACGAAGCUGACAUGGCGGCAGGCCUGGUAGCUGCAGCAGGCCACGUGGCAUGCGGGGACGCUGACGUGGUGCAUGAGGUGUUUGACGCGCUGCCCUUUCACUUCGUCCGAUCGCUGCUGGAAGAAUCAGUGGGGGAGAGGCUUGAAGCAACAGCACUGGGACCAACGCAGGAUCCACCAACAUCAGCGUCAGCAGCAGGAGCAGCAGCAGCAGCAGCAGUGUCUGUACUCGUGGUGGUCACUGAGCAACCGGAACUAGCCUGUCUGCCUCCUGUACUCCACCUGCUGGACCCUCUCAGCCAGAUUAUUCUCCACGGGCGGACAGUGUCUCUCGUCCGAGACGCUUGCCUAUGUGUGCUGGCGGUGGCGCGGGGAUCAGAAGCGGGCAUGCGGGCGUGCAGGGAGCAAGGCAUGCUCGGGGUGGUCGCUUGCUCUCUUGCUGCCAUCACAGACCCUUCCUGCUCAGCUCUUGCAGCGGACCUGCUAAGCGUUCUGGUCAAUGCUGCAUCUCCCCUCGAUAUCUUCCAACACGGAGACUCGCUUGCUGCUGCUGUGCCAGCCCUAGCAAGGCAGCUAGCAUCAAGCGAAGACAGCAGCAGCAAGCACAAGAUAGUCACCCUGCUGCUCGCUCUGCUCUCGACAACUCAACAACAACAGAACCACCGCCCUGCAUUGUCUAGCGCUACUCAAAGCACCGCUGAGCCGGAGCAGUUGGAGGGUCUGGUUCAGCAGGGCGUGAAGAGGCUUGAGCCUGUUGUGGCUGGUCGAGUGUGGGCAGCAGACCUUCGGGGUGGCAUUCAGUGCAUUCUCUCUUCCACCACUGGUUAG
This is a messenger RNA of Closterium sp. Naga37s-1, 1515 nucleotides long. The record is from the annotation of a GenBank genome assembly. Lineage: Eukaryota; Viridiplantae; Streptophyta; Zygnematophyceae; Desmidiales; Closteriaceae.